Messenger RNA from Mirounga angustirostris (Northern elephant seal), 5597 nucleotides. RefSeq names its product ribosomal RNA processing 1B (gene RRP1B). The transcript has 14 exons. The record is from RefSeq and is a predicted model, not a curated record. The coding region runs from base 1116 to 3020 and encodes 634 amino acids. Gene Ontology annotation, biological process: rRNA processing. Lineage: Eukaryota; Metazoa; Chordata; Mammalia; Carnivora; Phocidae. Gene Ontology annotation, cellular component: nucleus; preribosome, small subunit precursor.
UCAUGACUUUCAAAACUUCCUCAUUCAUCGGCUUGGGUAACUUGCCUAGGAAACUAAGCGCCAUUGUUUCUCCUUCCUCGAGGGUUUCCUUUUUCCAGGGGGCUUGUUGAACAAGCACCUGGGGCCACCAGUGUGCACCUGGCGGGCGACAGACCUUCCCGGUGGAAAAGCCGUGACCCCAAAAGAGGGCCGAUAAAAGAGGCAUCUCGUGCAGUAUUGCGUGACCUCUCCAAAAGAUUUAAAAAAAAAAUUUUUUUUUUUUUUUAAGAAAUGAAACUCUCCAGAGUCUGCACAUUCUGGGUUGCUGUAACGCUCUCAGAGGCUGUGCAUGCAUGGGCCAGGGCUUGCUGGAACCUCUGGCGGCCAGGCUGUCCUCCUGAAAACUGGAGCCAUGUGAGGUCAUCACUGGUAAUAAACCAGAAAGUAAGCCCUCUUUACCAAAAAGAACAAAGGGAGAAAAUGAAUGCAUUAUUCCCGAGACAUUCAGGCUUUGAUUCCUGACGAAGGAAGAGAAAGCAGAAUUGGUUGUUGGUUCUGCUUAGCGCUCCUCAGGGCUGAGCCUUAGUAACCGCAGUGGCUCUGUGUUUCAGCCGGGCCCCAGCCCACUCAUAAUGAGCAGAAUUCUACACGUGGAGUAUCUUCUAGGUUUCACAUACCAAGAAAGAAUUAUGCAAAAAGAAGUAAAAACAAACAGAAAAAUUCGACAGCUAUUUUUGGAUGGAAAAGUGGUAGAUUCAUGGCUCAGAAGAGAAAAAUAGAACAUUUUGUUAGUGCUCAACCAGCUGACACAGAACAUGAAACAAAAAGCUGAGUUUCUACGUGGAUCAUCCAAGUGUUCAUCAGAAUUAAUGGCUCUGGAUUGAUUGUUAGGUGUAGGUGGGCAGAAAGGGCCUGUAGACAUGGCUCAGAGAAUUUUUGAUUUUAAUAGAAACAAGGCUUUGCGGUGGAUAAAGAAAAACACUCCAUAGAGCAUUGUAGUUGAACAUCAAGAUGUCAUCAGCCAUUUGUGGAAAUGGAAAAUAAAUAUUUAGCAAGUUUAAUUAUUGACCAAAUUUUCUAGCUGCCAAAAAAAUUCUUGAAAAGAACACCUGUUCAUUCAAACCUUUUGGCAAACGAUGAAUCGGGAGUGGAAGGGGAUAGACCGGCUGCGCUUGGGCAAAUACUGUAUGCUGAUCCGUCUGGUCCUGAGGCAGUCCUUUGAAGUUCUGAAGAGACAUGGCUGGGAAGAAAGCCGAAUCAAGCUCUUCCUCGAUGUCUUGAUGAAAGAAAUCCUGCAUCCUGAGAGCCAGUCUCCGAAUGGAGUCAAGUUCCACUUCAUAGAUAUUUAUCUGGAUGAACUGUCCAAAGUGGGAGGGAAAGAGCUUUUGGCAGAUCAGAAUCUCAAGUUUAUUGAUCCAUUCUGCAAAAUUGCUGCCAAGACUAAGGACCAGACAUUGGUGCAGACGAUAACGAGGGGUGUUCUUGAAGUCAUUGUAGACCAGUCUCCUUUCGGACCCGAAGAGACCCUAGAACAGAAAACUCAAGGGGGUGAGAGCGAGUUCUCCGAAGAAGAGAUGCCUGAAAACAAGACGGCGUGGAGAAAACCAGUCCGUAAAAAGAAGCCGGCGCUGGGCAAGCACCACUCCAGAAAGGACGGGGUCCACGACGACGGGGAGAGAGGCGGUGGGCGCCUGGAGGACGCUGGGCCCCUGCUCCAGUUCGACUACAAGGCUGUUGCUGACCGACUCCUGGAAAUCACCAACAAGAAGAACAUCCCUCCCUUCAACAGGAAGCGUCUCUCCAAACUCAUCAAAAAGUUUCAGGAUCUCUCCGAAGGUGGUGUAUCUCCACUCAGUUUUGCCGAGGCUGUUUCUGCUGAUGAAGAUGACCGAACCCUCAACCAAGGAAGGCAUAAGAAAAAAGGAAAUAAACUUGUAGAGGAAAAGGAGCUGGAGAAAGAGAAAGGAAACAGGUUCUUUCUUGCUGAGGAAGAGGGGAGCGAAGCCAGCGUUCAGAAGAGAAAAAGGAAGAAAAAGAAGAAGAACCACCUCCAGCCUGAACAUUUAGGGUCGGGGACGGAAGCCAUGCCCCCAGAACAGAAUGGGGGUGGCGAGCCAGGGGCUGGCGCGGGCCGAGCCCCGAAGACACCGGCGGUGGAGCCAGGGACAGCGGCCGCCCCUGGCCCCCAGGAGCAGAGUGGCGCGGAGACCGCCGCAGCGCUCAGCAGGAGGAAGCGGCCCCGGAAGAGGAGCCCCGGGGUGCAGGGCGGGAGCGAGGAGUCUGCGUCACCACCACCUCUGGAGGACACGGCCCCCGGUGGCCCCGGCAGCGCCCAUGCUCAGGACCCGGCUCCGCGAGCUUCCCUGGCCAGCAGGGCCCCGGUCCCGAAGAGGAAGCGGAAACUCGGAGCCCUCCCGGUCAACGGCAGCGGCACCCCCGCACUGGCCUGGCCCCCGCCCCCGGGCGGGAGGCUGAAGAAAAAGAAGGGGGAGCCCGGCAGCCUCGACCUGUACAGCCCGUCCAGUCAGAAAGCUGCCAUCUUGAAAAAGAGGAAGAGGAUGAAGGAGAUGUCUAAGUCAGUAGCGUGCGGCCGCGUGUUGGAGUCCGAGGCCAUGCUCGUCCAGGCUCUGGGAGGCGGGGGUGCUUUCAGCCCCUUGAAGAAGCAGCAGCUGAGGGCAGAGAACGACUUCGUGAGGUUCGACACCCCCUUCUUACCAAAGCCGCUGUUCUUCAGAAAAGCCAAGGGCAGCGCCACUCCAGCCUCUGCGCCCCGUGCCGUGCAGCGAGACAAGACGCCAUCCAGUUCCAAGAAAGUCACCUUCGGGCUGAACAGAAACAUGACUGCAGAAUUCAAGAAGACAGACAAGAGCAUCCUGGUCAGUCCCACCGGCCCCUCCCGAGUGGCCUUCAACCCUGAGCAGAGACCCCUCCAUGGAGUGCUAAAGACCCCCACGAGCUCACCCACCAGCACCCCCCUGGGGACCAAGACGCUGCUGACCGCCACGCCAAAGAGAAGGCCGACGGCUAUGGACUUCUUCUAGGGUAGUAGCAGGGUCCUUUUAAAGACUGUGUUUGUACAGAUAGUCUAUAAAUUAUAACUUUAAAAAGGUGCGGCCUUUUUUAUUGUUUUAUAAAUCCCCGUAAAUUGUAUAAACGAGGUUCUGAGCGGGAGCUGCUGCUUCUCCAUCCCUUCUGCGGGGGCUGUGGGCGUCUGGCUGAAGGUUUUGCUACAAACGCCGUUGGUGGGUGAGGUCUCCGGGGCCUCGGCGUUUGCGGGUGACUUCCGUGACCCCCACCAGGGUGGGAGCCGAGCACAGUGACCGUCCGUCACGUGGCACUGGUCUGUCGGCGCCGCGGGAGCCUGGAGGCGGGGGCCUCGCCCGCGGACGGCAGAGCUCAGGCACUCAGCACUGCGCCUGCGUGCGGGGCUGGCUGCUGGUGGCUUUCGGUCUCCACCAAGCACGCGGGGUCUUCCUCCCCCGUUCCCCGGAUGUGUGUGCCGGGGAGACGCGCGUAACCGGUUCAGCACUACGGUGGUGGCUUCUUCCAGGACCUGCAGGUGGGGCGGGGGAGGAAGAGCCUCCACGCUCGGGUCGCUGCUUCCCUCCGCUGGGCCUUGUUUCCUUCCCUGUGUUCCUACCUCUCAGGCCAGCCCAAAGUGUCUUGACCGGUGAGCGCCCCUCGGCUCUCCUCCGGGACUGUGAGCGCGCUCCUUCCUCCGGGUCCUGUGCUCUGGUUGCUCCUCUUACCUUCUACGUAAGCCUUUGAGCCCCCCGAAGUGACUGGCCUUCCCAAAGGCAGCUUUCCCGACUCAGACGAAAAUUCAUUUCUUCAGAGGUGUGGCAAGUGUCUGAAAGCCUGAGAUCCUGCUGGAAGGCAGAAAUCAGCAGCCUUUAAGGAUUGUUUGUGCAUAUUUAUUUGUCCGUAGCUACCUUUUAUCUGAAGUAUUGAAGCUUGCACUUAAGAUUUUUAUAGACUUCUGAUUUUAGUUCAUGGCAAAUGUCGGUGGCAGGCACUCAGGCUUCAGCUGGAGGAGCAGGGACGGGGCUUGGGGAAGCUGCGUCCAUCCCUCGAGCCUGAGUGACGGACGGGAGGCAGAUUCAGAAAUCAGGUGGUCACCUAAGGAGAGCCAGUGGGCCCCAGCUCCUGUUUGAGUUUACGAAAUAACAAUCACAGAGCUCAAGAAGAGGUACAAAACUCGGGGGUCUGUAGUUUGGGCACAGGGUUGCUCAGUGCUGCCCUGGCCUGCUCUCUGCUCAGGGGACCUCGGGCCUUCUGGGAGUGAAAGCUGCCUCCCCCUUCCUGCCUCCGCCCCACGCAGGCCCCCAGCAUUGCCUCAAUGGGACGGGCCACCGCUUUGCAUGACGAGGGAGGCCCCUUGGCUUGGCGGGACUGUGUUGAUUUGACUUUGGUUUCUGCAUCACGUCGUCAGGGUGGGGCUCUGUCGGCACAUGGGCCGCCGCGGGGUCAGGUGGCCGGUGCACUGCGGAGGCCCGCUGAGAGGGAAGUAUGAACCUUGUCCUUUGCCUGCUCUAUAAUAAAGUUUUGUCCUAAUUAGUCCACGAGAGAAGACAUCAUUCACAUGGAGCUGUCAGAUAGUCCCUGUAACGAGAAGUCUUACGUCCAAGAUGCUGUGGUGUUUGCAUGGGGCUUUUGUGCUGCAUUCGGUAAAAGGCUCAAAACCAAAUCUGAUCGUGGGAGAUUAGAUUGGAAUAUUCAAAUAUUUUUAACUUUUUUUUUUUUUAACUUUUUGUUUAAAAAAAAAAAGUGUCUCAUUAUCCUUGGCCAGAUUAUUUUUCUAACAGUUUAUUUUAGCUUUAAAGAUGGGUCAUGCAGUCCAGCGGGGUUGAGAUGUUUUAGCAAAGCAUCCGAGGGCACAGUCGGGUGAACGCAGGGACCUCCCUUCAUGCGCACACGGCGCCCGUCAGUUCCUCAGACGCCCCACAGAGCGUCCAGGAGAUGGGCCUGCUGGUUGAUGCCGCACCUCCGGACUCGGGUCCAGGAGGGACCUCGGACUCCAUCCCUCCUCCUCUACAUCUGUCCUCACUUACUCCAUUUCGUGGGUAAGUUUAGUAGGUUUACUAUGGCUUAUUUUUAAUGCCUAAAUUUUGGCAACAAAAGAAGGAAGAAAACUUUUUUUUAAUUCUCAUUACACACACACACAACAAGAAAGUGUUGCACAAAGAAAAUGUAUUUAGAGUACCAGUUUUCUAUUCAAUGCAUGUUAUUUUCCUAGGCAGAGUUGCUAAGGGGACUUGGAAGUCCAAAACUGGCAAUCAUUUACAUUAAUGCUAGUGAUCUUACAGUAUUUUGUAAAACGGUCACCUUCCGCCCGACCCCAUAUGUCUGGUUAGUUUUGUACAAUUUGGUAUCACACUUUAUAAACACAAUCCUUUCUAAUUCCUAUUUACCUGAAAGCACAAAGGAGGGUCAGGGAGAUCCGGAAGCGCUUGUUAGUGUUGGAAAGGACAUGAAAUGGAACCUGUCUUUGGAUCUGUGUGUUUACCUGACUGCUGGCAAGAACUGCGUGUUUACGAUCAGUCUGUACUCCUGUCUGCAGAGUGUGUCUGUCACAUCAAAGCCAAGUCCAAUAAACAAAACCUGUCUUUGCACUCACA